AUGUCGCGACUGGGGCUGGAGGCGACGGCCCGGGAGGCGGGGGAGGCGUGCGGGGGCGGGGCGGCGCUGUUCUCCAUCGUGUCGGAGGUGCGGGAGUGGGCGGAGGGCGCGGCGAGACGCGCGGUCGCCGCCGGGGACUUCGCCACGGUUGGGGAACCCAGGGACGACGACGGAGUCGACGAGGACAACGAGGAUGAAGGUGACGGUGACGAGGACGAUGACGACGCAGACGACGACGAGGUCGAGGUCGGGAGGUGGUGGGAGUCCGAGGACACCGACCCGGCGCUCGUCGAGGCCGCGACGAUGGAGGCGCUCGACGCGGAGACGCGGCUGCGGCGCGCGCUGGGCACGGACGCGCCGUUCGUCGUCGGCGCCGGCGGGGGUCGAUGGACGUUCGUCGUCGGCCUCGUCGGCAAACCGUCGGCGGGCAAGUCCACUUUUUUCAACGCCGCCCGCGAGCUGGCCGAGACGGACCGGGGCGCCGCCAGGUGCGCCCCCCACCCGUUCACCACGAUCGAGCCCAACGUCGGUCGCGCGUUCGCGCCCGUGCCGUGCCCGUGCGCCGCCGCGGGGCUCCGCGGGACGUGCGACCCCGCGCACGGGUCGGAGGAUGUCGACGGCGAGCACUGCCGACGGAUACCGGUGCUGGUCAAAGACGUGGCGGGGUUGGUCCCCGGGGCGCACGCGGGUCGGGGCCGGGGUAACGCCUUCCUCAACGACCUGUGCGACGCGGACGUGCUGGUUCACGUCGUCGACGCGUCGGGAAGGACGGACAGGGAGGGCGUCGACCAGGUUGGCGAUUCGGGGGUUAUCGGCGAUUCGGGGGUUGGCGUAGCGGGAGACAUCCAGUGGGUAAGGGAGGAGCUGCACCGAUGGAUCUUCGGCAACGUCCGGCGCAAGUGGCGGACCGUGCGUCGCAGGCCCGAGCGGCUCCAGGACCUGUUCGUGGGGUACCACUGCGUCCGGGCCACGGUGGACGCGGCGCUCGAUCGGAUGCCGAACAACGUCCCGGACCCGAGGGGGGGGAUCACCCGCGAGCGAGCGCUGGCGUGGACGGAGCGCGAGCUCCACCUCCUCGUCGCGCACUUCCUCCGCGUGCGAUUUCCCAUCCUCCUCGCGCUAAACAAGGCUGACGUCGUCGGGGCUGACGUCGGGAUAGCGGCGGUGCGAGCGCGGUGGCCGGGGGAGCCUUCGGUGCCGACGAGCGCCCGGUUAGACCCCGGCGGGGUGCGGAGGGCGCUCAAGGCGGCGGUUGGGCUCAAACCCCCGACGCUUGGUUUCCCCGUGGACGACCUGGACACCGGGGCGUCCCGCGGUGGCAGACGCGGCGGCGGCGGAGGUGGGGUCGGGACGGCGGACGACGCGUCGACGGAACGCGUCGGGUCGUUGCGGGAGUGCGUGGUUCUUCGCCCGGGGAGCACGGCGUGGGACCUGUUCGGGGCGGUCCAGAGCCGGGGCGGGGGCGGCGACACAGGGGGAGGCGACGGGGGUUCGGUCGUCGCGGCGAGGGGCGAGUUCGUCCGGGCGGAAUGCAGGGACGGUCCGGGGGGAUGCAGGCGAAGGUUGAUGCGGCGGGACGAGGCGAUACACGAAGGUAACUGCGUCGUCAAGUUCUACGUGAACCAGAAGGCGAGCUGGCAGGGGAAGAAGAAAUAG
Messenger RNA from Micromonas commoda, 1656 nucleotides. RefSeq lists its product with no specific name. The transcript has a single exon. Gene Ontology annotation, cellular component: cytoplasm. Gene Ontology annotation, molecular function: GTP binding; ATP hydrolysis activity. NCBI's taxonomy places the organism in Eukaryota, Viridiplantae, Chlorophyta, Mamiellophyceae, Mamiellales, Mamiellaceae. The coding region runs from base 1 to 1656 and encodes 551 amino acids. The record is from RefSeq and is a predicted model, not a curated record.